This is a messenger RNA of Mangifera indica (mango), 1946 nucleotides long. Its product is annotated as integrin-linked protein kinase 1. The coding region runs from base 391 to 1764 and encodes 457 amino acids. The record is from RefSeq and is a predicted model, not a curated record. Gene Ontology annotation, molecular function: protein kinase activity; protein binding; ATP binding. The transcript has 12 exons. NCBI's taxonomy places the organism in Eukaryota, Viridiplantae, Streptophyta, Magnoliopsida, Sapindales, Anacardiaceae. Gene Ontology annotation, biological process: protein phosphorylation.
GGGUUAACCGGCUAGAAACGACCCCUUGAUCGUUAACAACUACCAAUCACGAGAUUAACUCAUUAAACGACGCCGUAUCUGUCGCCGUAAUGCUCAUUAGUGUACGUUCAGAUCCCGUGCGUCGUAAGCACUGUCGUGUAGGUUAGUCAACAACUUCUUACAUUGCACAGGAUACGCGCACGCCGUAAUGAAAAAUAUUCUCUUAACGCAUCUUACCCUCUUCUUACGUCGUCAACCUUACCCACCUUUAUAUAUAUCAUUACUCUGAAACUUCAAAACGCAUACUAUAGACGUUACUAAAAUUGCUGAACAUAAUUCUCUCUUUCAACUCGAUCUUGAUUAGAGUUUAGGGUUUUUAGAAAUAAUAUUUGCUUAAUUUUGUUCGACUUAAUGGAGACGAAGGCGCCAGUGAGGAAGCUGCUAAAGCAAUCGUCGUUAGCUCCGGAUCGGCAGCGGAAGGAGGCGGAGCUGGUAGACAGCGAAGAAGACAGCGAGGACAUCAAGCCGGAGGUGAGGUUGAUGUACCUGACCAAUGAGCGUGACUUGGAAGGCAUUAACGAGCUCUUGGAUUCGGGCAUCGAUGUAAAUUUUCGUGAUAUCGAUGACCGUACAGCUCUCCAUGUGGCGGCUUGCCAGGGGUUCACGGAGGUUGUGGAAUUGUUGCUCCAACGUGGCGCUGACGUGGACCCCAAAGAUCGUUGGGGAAGCACGCCCCUUGCAGAUGCUAUAUAUUAUAAAAAUCAUGAUGUGAUUAAACUCUUGGAGAAACAUGGAGCAAAACCUCUGAUGGCUCCAAUGCAUGUCAAACACGCCCGUGAAGUUCCGGAGUAUGAAAUUGAUGCACUUGAACUUGAUUUUACCAACAGCGUCGAUAUUACUAAGGGGACCUUCCGUAUAGCAUCAUGGCGUGGUAUUCAAGUUGCUGUAAAAAAGCUUGCAGAGGAUGUGAUUAGUGAUGAAGAUAAAGUGAGAGCGUUCAGGGAUGAGCUUGCAUUGCUUCAAAAGAUUCGACAUCCAAAUGUGGUCCAAUUUCUGGGUGCUGUAACACAAAGUAGUCCAAUGAUGAUUGUGACAGAAUAUUUACCUAAGGGAGAUCUCCGUGCAUUCCUGAAAAGGAAAGGAGCACUGAAACAGUCGACAGCUGUGAGAUUUGCCCUUGAUAUUGCAAGGGGAAUGAAUUAUUUGCAUGAGAAUAAACCAGAACCAAUUAUUCACCGUGAUCUUGAGCCUUCAAAUAUACUGCGGGAUGAUUCUGGACAUCUGAAAGUUGCAGACUUUGGAGUUAGCAAGUUGCUCACAGUCAAAGAAGAUAGACCUCUAACUUGUGAAGAUGCUUCAUGUCGUUAUGUGGCUCCAGAGGUUUUCAGAAAUGAAGAGUAUGAUACCAAAGUAGAUGUAUUCUCAUUUGCUCUAAUUUUACAGGAGAUGAUUGAAGGUUACCCACCGUUUUGUAUGAAGCAAGAUGAUGAAGUACCUAAAGCAUAUGUUGCUAGAGAGCGUCCACCUUUUAAGGCUCCUGCAAAGCGUUAUGCACAUGGACUUAAAGAGUUGAUUGAGGAAUGCUGGAAUGAGAAGCCAGCUAAGCGACCAACAUUCAGACAAAUAAUAACAAGACUGAAGUCCAUUAAUAACAGUAUUGGUCAUAAGAGGCGUUGGAAGGUCGGAACAAUGAAAUGCUUUUAUAAUUUGGAAGCUUUUUUGAAGAAAGAUCAUUCUGGUCCUAGCAGCCGAAGUAAUUCAUCUCGUUCAACAAGGAGCAUAUGAAGAAUUGGGAUUGAUAUUCAAUUAGUUUGUGAGUUUGUCAAAUUUUUUUUCACCUUUUCCAAUUGGGUGGCACAAAAAUUGUUUUACCAGGGUGGUGGUAUACCUUUUGUUCCAUAUGUAGCCAAUGAAAAUUCUAUACAAAAUUUUUAGCUUCCCCUUCGAUUUUUGUGGGGUUUGGAUCA